Molecule: messenger RNA, 939 nt
Organism: Lampris incognitus (smalleye Pacific opah)
Lineage: Eukaryota; Metazoa; Chordata; Actinopteri; Lampriformes; Lampridae
Product: dead end protein 1-like
Exons: 4
Coding region: 1-939 (312 amino acids)
Biological process (GO): mRNA stabilization; negative regulation of miRNA-mediated gene silencing
Cellular component (GO): nucleus; cytoplasm
Molecular function (GO): mRNA binding
Source: RefSeq, a predicted model, not a curated record
AUGUCUUCCAAAAAUAAUGAGGUGGCGCAAGACUGGCAGGGCCCAGCCCCAGGAGCAGGCUGUGAGGUGUACAUCACAAAGAUACCAUGGGACACCUACGAGGAUCAGUUGAUUCCCCUGUUUAACACCGCGGGGCCUCUCUGGGAGUUCCGCCUCAUGAUGAACUUCAGUGGACAGAACCGCGGCUUUGCCUACGCUAAAUAUGGCUCACCAGCUCAUGCUGCAGAAGCCAUCUGUUUGCUGCACGGCCAUUCACUGAAACGUGGGGUGCACCUUAAAGUGUGCCUCAGCACAGAGAAGCGUCAGCUCUGCCUUGAGGGGUUGAAGAUCAGCUUCAAGCAAGAGGAGCUAAUGCAGGUAUUGCGUGUUCUGACAGAGGGGGUAGAAGAUGUCUCCCUGGACACGGGGUCAGCAGUGGUUGUGUAUUCAUCCCACCAUGCUGCACCCAUGGCCAAAAGGGUGUUGGUGGAGGCCUUUAAGAAGAAGUUUUCCUUCACUAUCUCGGUUAAGUGGCAUCGCUCAACCACGUCCUGGAAGGGGAAUCUGAAAGCUUCCCAGAUGUGUCCUGAAUACGUUCAGCUGCUGCCUGCCAAGCCACACAGGCACAUCCUGGACAGCCCCAACUUUAAAUGUACCCUCUACUCCCCCUCAUUCUCCCCUCAGGUGCAUAUGGUACCCACAGAGAAAUCCUCAACACUGUCCUUGCUUCAUAACUUGUGCCAGAUGCAUGGACUUGGGAACCCACACUUUGAACUCCACUGUGAGUAUGUGCAGCCUGAUGGAUUUUUGUACUUUAACUAUAAGGUGCAUGUGCCUGGGGUGACCAUGUCUUUCAGUGGUGAUCUCAAAGUCCUACCAGCACCCAGUGUAAAAUUCGUGAUGGAAGAAGCUUGUGAUGAUGUGGCCAAGAAGGUCCUCCAGACCUUCAACAAGCUCUAG